UCUCCCACGUCUGGUUCCUCGGCAAGGUGCUUCCUGGUGACAGUCAGAGGUCCUAAGCAACAUGCCGGAACAGAGCAAUGACUACCGCGUGGCCGUGUUCGGGGCCGGGGGCGUUGGCAAGAGCUCGCUGGUGCUGAGGUUCGUGAAGGGCACGUUCCGGGAGAGCUACAUCCCCACGGUGGAGGACACCUACCGGCAGGUGAUCAGCUGUGACAAGAGCAUCUGCACACUGCAGAUCACCGACACCACAGGCAGCCACCAGUUCCCGGCCAUGCAGCGGCUGUCCAUCUCCAAGGGCCACGCCUUCAUCCUGGUCUACUCCAUCACCAGCCGGCAGUCGCUGGAGGAGCUCAAGCCCAUCUAUGAGCAGAUCUGCGAGAUCAAAGGGGAUGUGGAGAGCAUCCCCAUCAUGCUGGUGGGGAACAAGUGCGACGAGAGCCCCAGCCGCGAGGUGGAGAGCGGUGAGGCCGAGGCCCUGGCCCGGAAGUGGAAGUGCGCCUUCAUGGAGACCUCAGCCAAGCUCAACCACAACGUGAAGGAGCUCUUCCAGGAGCUGCUCAACUUGGAGAAGCGUAGGACCGUGAGCCUCCAGAUCGACGGGAAAAAGAGCAAGCAGCAGAAAAGGAAAGAGAAGCUCAAAGGCAAAUGCGUGGUCAUGUGAAGUCCCGUCCGUGGGAGGAGCCACGGCGUGUCCCCCUAUCCCCACUCCCAUCCCCUUCCCCACCUCACGUGACACCCGCUGUCGUCAGGGUAGCAUGUCUGAUGCCCACGUGUUCAACAUCGCCUUUGGACCGAGCCACACGCCCUGUCCUCCCUGAGAGGGCCCUUCAAGCCACCAUCGAUAAGCACCCCCUCUCCAGAAUCAGGGAUUCUUCCCAGCCCUUUGGAUGGACGCCCUGCCUUGCCCGGCCUUGUGGGGGAUGGAGAGGCUCUGGCUGUCUCCAAAGGCGGCUUCACCAGGAAAGGAUGGUCUGGGUUGGCGGGAACGGGUCCCGUCUGCAUGCUUGCGACAGUGUGGGACCCCAGCCACGGCCCACCCUGACCAGGCCAUCCCCCCCCAACUCGCUCAAAGCUGGACACCCUUGGGGCCGGGAGGGGCGGGAGGGGAGGAGCCCAGGCCAAGCUCAUUCCAUUUCAGGUCCUUUAGCUGAAUUACAAAUAACAUGUCACAGUGGCCCCCGGAGGGUGCUCGCUGACGGGUCCCUGACAUGUGAGGUUUGCUGCUUAAGGGGGAGGCACUCCCAACACCAGACCUCGUUAGCGGGUGUCCCUGUCACUUUUAGGAGGAUUUAUUUCACAUACAGUGGUGGCAUCCUGCUGGGUCAGACACCCUGCAGGGUGGGAGCAAGGGUAUCUGGACUGACUAGCGCAGUGUCCUGGCACUCGGUGAGUUCCCCUUGAGGGUUUUAGAGAUGUGCUUUAUCUUCCCUUUGACCCAGGAGGGGUCUGCUUCUUCCAGCCCCUCAGGUUUUAAAUAAAGGCAAUUAAAGUAGCCAUUAUUUUUAGACAGCUGUUUGCCUUCCAAGAUGGUUUCCUUCUUCUCGGUAACUCCAUCUAUAUGCCGCUGGAACAGCCAGCAAAGGCCAUCCGAAGACCAGAAGCACAUCUGUUUUCUAAGUCACAUGGACACCUCUACGCCAUACUCUGCCCCUCGAUGAAAUACUUCGAAUCAGAAGUCGUUCACUGUGUUUUUGAUGAUCUGUCUGUAACAGAAGCAUAUUCCCAGAAAGCGUGUUCAAGGAAUGGGUUAUCUUGCAUGCUCUGUGACACCAGUGUCUUCUCAUCGCUGUUCGACGUGCUCUCCACUCCGGAAACAAUGAUCUUUUCCUCUUAAUGACCUUGUGUGCAUCCUUAAUCCUCCAGACCAAAUCAGGGCGUCUGCUGGUUCCUGCGUGCUGGCGAGGAGAUGGGUGGAGGCUAGAGGCAGGCUCAGCCCGCUCAGCUUAACUGCUGUGUCCAGUCUGGUUUGGCUUUGCUUCCAGAAAGUUCCCACCGACAGAGCCUGUGAGCCCUCCUGUUUGUUCGAGUCGGUGUUGCUCACACUGGCCCCAAUUCCAGAAUCUUCCUUUUAGCAGGGCUUCCUGCCUGGCAGGUGGAAGAGGCUGGAGGGGGUCCUGGUGUGGGACGGGGAGCCCCCAGCUGUCAGAUGGCCACUCCAGCCUCCACAGAGUGGUCAAGUUGGGGAUGUUUGCUUUCAGCCCCUUUCGUUCUGCUCUUGUCUAGACAGCUCCGUGCACUGGGCACACCCUCUAUCAGCCCUUUCUGGUUCAGCAUCCUUGGCUUUGCUGUUCUUCUGUGCUCUGCCAGCAAGUACCCAGGUGGUAUGGGUGGUGCCAUGUGUGGGAGACACCACUGAGAACCAGCCGCCCCACUAUCUUCCCACAUGUUGGUCUUCUAGUGGCACCCUGAGCAGGGAGGGUGUGGAUGUGGCCUGCAUGCCAGUGGGGUUGGGGAGCCCAGAAGGAUGCCUCAGCCAGACCACAGGUCCCAGCAGGUCCUAAGGGAGGCCCCUCCCCCAUGGUGGCUGCCCCACAGCCUUCACAGCAACACCUGGCUGGUGAACUUUCUAGAACAUUUAUUUUUCAACCUAGUCCUACUUUUUUUUUUUUUUUUACUUGUUUCUAUUCUUUGAGAGACGUGACCAGUUUGUCAUUUGGAUGUGGGUUAAGUGGAAGAAGAAACAGGACGUCACAGCCACCAUCGGAGGCUGUGGUCUAGCAGGGGCUGUGUGCGUGUCCCCGAGGCUCCUGGCAUGAGGCCUCCCUGCCAGGCACCCUGUCCUCACUGGUAGAAGUCACAGUUCCUGUUCUGCCUCUCAUGUCUCAGUCUGCCACUGAAGCAUUUAGAGCUUCAUCAAUAGAGUUUUGGGUUUUUUUAAUUAACAUACAAUGAAUUAUUUG
Molecule: messenger RNA, 2900 nt
Organism: Enhydra lutris kenyoni (northern sea otter)
Lineage: Eukaryota; Metazoa; Chordata; Mammalia; Carnivora; Mustelidae
Product: DIRAS family GTPase 2
Exons: 1
Coding region: 62-661 (199 amino acids)
Biological process (GO): signal transduction
Cellular component (GO): plasma membrane
Molecular function (GO): GTP binding; GDP binding; GTPase activity
Source: RefSeq, a predicted model, not a curated record